AGCAUAAAUGAAAACUAAUCUUAUUGCGGAUCCGCAUUGCUGUAGUUAAAAACGUUGUCAAGACUCGUUCACUGUUGGUUAUUUAAUGGGUCCCAGGGGAUUAUUUCUCAAGAUAAAAACUGUUUACGGACUGAAACAGCCUGGAUCAAUGUAGCCUACACCUUCUGACAGCAUUUGACACUAAAGCAAGCAGAUGGACUUCUUAACUUGUAGUACUGUCAUGCUUCAGUUUUAAAUGAGUUGGUCAUGGAGAAAAGCGCUAAGUUUGGAAUACAUCGACUUUGCAUUUUCUUGAUUCUAUUUUUUUCAUUUUUCCCUUUCCAUUCCCAGGGAAGCUGGAUGUGGCUGGGAAUUACAUCUUUAAGUAUACCCGAGAAGAUGGGAUGCGGAAAUCUACCUCUUACAAACAAACAGAAAGAUCUAUGUAAAAGAAAGCCGUACCUUCUACCUAGCAUCAAAGAGGGAGCGCGGAUGGGCAUAUCUGAGUGUCAAACUCAGUUCAAAUAUGAAAGAUGGAAUUGCUCCACUACCUCAGAAUUUUCCGUGUUCGGAUAUGAGCUAACCAGCGGGACGAAGGAGACCGCCUUCAUCUAUGCAGUUAUGGCAGCUGGCCUGGUGCACACCGUGACGCGCUCCUGCAGUGCGGGGAACAUGACCGAGUGCUCCUGCGACACCACCCUGCAAGGAGGGGGCUCCCCCAGGGAGGGCUGGCACUGGGGGGGGUGUUCGGAUGACAUCCAGUACGGCAUGUGGUUCAGCCGAAGGUUCCUCGACAGCGCCACGGGGAACGCCUCUGCCCUGCUCGCCAUGAACCAGCACAACAGUGAGGCUGGCCGACAGGCCGUGGCGAAGAUGAUGUCCACAGACUGUCGCUGUCACGGGGUGUCGGGCUCUUGUGCCGUCAAGACCUGCUGGAAGACCAUGUCCACUUUCGAGAAGGUCGGCAGCUUCCUGAAGGACAGAUACGAGAACAGCAUUCAGGUGCUGGACAGGUCAAGAAAGAAGGUGCGCCGGAAAGAGAAAGACCAGAGGAGGGUACCGGUCAGCAAGGAAGAGCUGAUCUACGUGAACAAGUCCCCCAACUACUGUUUGGAGGACAGGAAAGCAGGGAUAGCCGGCACACGUGGCCGGAAGUGUAACCGCACCUCAGCAGGGCCUGAUGGGUGCAAUUUGCUUUGCUGCGGCCGAGGCUAUAACACACACGUCGUGCGGCACGUGGAGCGCUGCGAGUGCAAGUUUGUGUGGUGCUGCUAUGUGCGCUGCAGGCGCUGUGAAAGCAUGACUGACAUGCACACCUGCAAAUAGCAAACCGGCCUGCAGGAGUGGUCGGAGAACAGAUGAGACAGGCAGCCAUUUCAGAGAAAAAAGGGUAAAUCGAGAGGCAGAGCUUUCUGUCGAAAAGCGAGAACUCAGGAAGAAAAUGACGAAAGACGUGACCAAAAAUACAAGGAGACGACCCCCCCCCCCCCACAGCUGAAAAUCUUUUGAAGGUGUCAAGCAGAAAAAAAAAGACCGCGUGACCUCCUAAGAGACGGUAUUUACAUUCAGUGAUACAUGAACUCAUGAGGGGGGGGGAGACUGAUUUAAAAAACAUCUGAGUGAAAUAAAGACAUACCUUCUGCAAAACAGGUCCUCACCAGGCCUGAAUCUGUAGGCAUCAGCAUCAGGCUGCCAGUAAAAGAAGCCAAACACACCUACAUUACAGAAACAGUAAUGGUAAGUAUGGCGCGUUCAAGAUGCAAAAAAGGGAAUAUAAAGGGAAUAACUGUCAGAAAAUGCAAAAAGGUUUACAUUAAGUAAAAAAUCUGAAUUUAAUAAAAAAGCCAGAGCAUGUGAAGUUUGUGUAAAGGUCCGCAAUUUUUUUGUGAUGAGAACUGAUCUACUGCAGCCAUAAAUGUCUGAUGUAACUAAGCAACAAAGCUGCUAGAGUUGCUAUUAUGAGCAGUAGGAUUAUCUGAAUUAAACUGGAUAUGGUAGUAACAAAUCAUCCUUAAAAUAUAUACAAUAUUAUGUGAUCACAAAAACUUUGUCUUUAGGUAUUUUUCUCAUUUUAACAUUUUUAAAUUUACUAAAAGCUCAUAGGUUUGCAUAACCCCAACCAAAAUGUACAUUAAAAAAAAAUGUAUUUUGCUCUUGAAACAAAACAAUAGUGAUUUUGAAAUUUUAAAACUGU
Molecule: messenger RNA, 2173 nt
Organism: Lepisosteus oculatus (spotted gar)
Lineage: Eukaryota; Metazoa; Chordata; Actinopteri; Semionotiformes; Lepisosteidae
Gene: wnt16
Product: wingless-type MMTV integration site family, member 16
Biological process (GO): canonical Wnt signaling pathway; cell fate commitment; neuron differentiation
Cellular component (GO): extracellular region
Molecular function (GO): cytokine activity; frizzled binding
Source: RefSeq, a predicted model, not a curated record